GAGGACUUGAGACUAAUUACAGAUAAUCAAGAGAAGAUGCCUUCUGCAUCCUGUGAUACACUACUGGAUGACAUAGAAGAUAUUGUGUCACAGGAAGAUUCAAAACCACAAGAUAGGCAUUUUGCAAGAAAGCAUGUUGUUCCAAAGGUGCGAAGACGAAAUACCCAAAAAUAUUUGCAAGAGGAAAACAGUCCGCCAAGUGAUAGUACUAUUCCAGGCAUACAGAAAAUUUGGAUACGAACAUGGGGUUGUUCUCAUAAUAAUUCAGAUGGAGAAUAUAUGGCUGGACAGCUAGCUGCUUAUGGCUAUAAAAUUACAGAAAAUGCAUCAGAUGCAGAUUUAUGGCUCCUGAACAGUUGCACUGUAAAAAACCCAGCUGAAGACCACUUUAGAAACUCAAUUAAAAAAGCUCAAGAGGAGAACAAGAAAGUAGUGCUAGCUGGAUGUGUUCCUCAAGCUCAGCCUCACCAGGACUAUCUUAAAGGAUUGAGUAUCAUCGGGGUUCAACAAAUAGAUCGUGUGGUAGAAGUAGUGGAGGAAACAAUUAAAGUUGUGCAGUGUACCAUUUGCUUUGCUGGUACUCUGAUUGAUAAGUUAGCCAUGGUGAAGCAAGGCCCUGCUCAGAAGGACCAGCUGGAAUACAGCCUGACAAGAGGACUUCGUCAUAACUGUCUUGUCUCCAUAUUUGAUCCCUAUUGGGCCUCUUCAUAUCUCUUCCUUGAUGGGGGUCUGGACAUGCAGCCUUUGCCACAGCUUAUAUGCAUUCUUAUUACUGCUUAUGUUACACCAAGUAGCGUUUUAAAAACUGUAUUAAUAGGAUACAUUGAUACUGAAAGGAUUUAA
Molecule: messenger RNA, 843 nt
Organism: Galeopterus variegatus (Sunda flying lemur)
Lineage: Eukaryota; Metazoa; Chordata; Mammalia; Dermoptera; Cynocephalidae
Product: threonylcarbamoyladenosine tRNA methylthiotransferase-like
Exons: 7
Coding region: 37-843 (268 amino acids)
Biological process (GO): tRNA methylthiolation
Cellular component (GO): endoplasmic reticulum
Molecular function (GO): tRNA (N(6)-L-threonylcarbamoyladenosine(37)-C(2))-methylthiotransferase activity; 4 iron, 4 sulfur cluster binding
Source: RefSeq, a predicted model, not a curated record